Molecule: messenger RNA, 1942 nt
Organism: Aspergillus pseudonomiae
Lineage: Eukaryota; Fungi; Ascomycota; Eurotiomycetes; Eurotiales; Aspergillaceae
Exons: 5
Coding region: 104-1942 (612 amino acids)
Source: RefSeq, a predicted model, not a curated record
GAUUCCACUGCGAGAUCCGCAAUAACAGUCCACCUUUUACAAGGGUACCAACGAGGAGGUUAUAGGGUCCCUCGGGCAGAUCUACAUCAAAGCAAGUCUCACCAUGAGCCAGAUAGGUGUUGGUGAUAUCAUCACUGCGGUCAAAGUUGUCUGGACGGUCUAUGAAAGCGUUAGAGAUGGACCUACAGGUGCAACAGGAGACUUUAACUCUUUUCGCCAAGAGUUCCGCGCUAUCAAAGUGCUACUGGAAAGGAUACAGCGGGUAAAGGAGUCUACAUCAGGAGACGUCCGUCAUCUUGGAGCAUUUUACCACGAAACAAUCCAGGAAUGCGCCCAAUUCGUUAAUAAGCACAAGGUACUUGCUCAAGAUAAACCAUCAACAGAUGGCAGCCGCCGUGGAAGCCUAGGCAAAAAGGUCUCCAUAUGGUAUGAGAAGGUCACCUGGCCACUCGAGCGAAGUGAAGCCGAACGGCUUCGACAGAAACUUGAGCGCUGUCUGAGCAUCGCAACGCUGAGGUCUACCGAGGAAACACGCGAUGCGACUUUAGGAUUUAUGCGGAUAGCGGAGAAUAACCAGUUAGAAAACCUGGAGAUGUUGAAAUCGAUCAAGACAAUGACGGCACAGAUCUCACUACUCCUGCGGAAAUGCAUUAUUGACGGCCCAAUACACACCGAAGACCAUGAUGCACACCACUCAAGCCAGCGUGGGCAUCGAUCGAGGCUCGCCGGCCUUAGGCCAGAACACAUACUUAGUGGAAUCCCAGAGGAUGAUGAAGUGCCUUCACUUGACAGUCAAAGGUACCAAAGGGUCCUCGAUCGCAUUCGUGAGAUCUCUGAGAGACUGGGAAAUCUUACUCGGAGACUUGAUACACAUGGUCUACCUGUCGGCCCGCCUCAGCCUACUAGUCGCAAGUAUAUGUUGAAUUCUGAGACGGAAAUUGCUGAGACACCAACUGUUGAUGCAAUGGUUCUCUUCCUUCAUCAGGUUAGCGAUGAUGUGCGCGAUGCUUUAGAGAUGGUUGGCUAUGGGCACGACCUCGUUCCGAACUAUGACCGGUCUGAGAAAGAUCAAGCCGUGGUUAAGCCUGCUCGGUCGAUCAAUGACACCGCAGAGGAAUGGGAGCAGUUCCGGCAUUGGCUCGACUUCCAGCUUGUACACGCCUUCAAUAUGAAUUCUAUUGAUAUCAAGCCUCUCCAUCCCUCACAGCCACUGCUGUCAGAGCUCUCUCCAUCACCUGACUGCCUCUCACCAUCGAUUCCCAUUACCCGUACACGCUCAGUUGAGUCCGAUCUUUCAAUUGGUUCUCCAAAGUCAACCAUCUCUAUACCGAUCUCCGAUAGGAAGAUUCCACUUACAACCCACCCAGUCCAAGUGGAAUUUCCGGACCCGAAUAUUCCCAACCGUGCGCUUUUUCGCACAUUGAUAUGUACAGUUGUGGCUUGUUUGAAUACGCAGACAAACGAGCCAGAGGCGAUUGAAGCUGUCGAUAUCAACGGAGGAGUGAAAGUUAUCCAGACCAUCGUCCGCGGGUCCACCACCGUUAAGAGCUCUAUGCUGCCUGACGUACCGAGCAGCCGAGUCACUACGCCGUUUUCUGAUUCCUGUUCCAUCUGGUUCCAGGGUUCGCAUAAAGCGAAGAUUGAGGACCAACAGUCCGUCAUCAGAUACAGUAUCUCGCCGAUUUAUAAAUGCCGCGACCGCAGUGUCAAUGACCUGGGCACACCCAGUCAGAAAUCAAAACUGGUCAAACUUCUGUUUCAGGCUGCUUCACGCCGCGGUUCCAUGGAUAGCGUCGCUAGUGGCUUUUCACAGGACUCACGUCAGUCUACGUUAACAUCAUUAGGAUCUAGCUCACGGGGUAAAUAUCUAGAGCUCGAGUUCUAUGAGGAAAGAGACUGUGCAGGAUUUGUCCGCAAGCUCAAGCAUGUAGCCGGGGCUUGA